ACACAGAUAGGUAAAUAAACGCGAAUCUCUCCCUUGUGACGCUGCAUGCAGCAUGUUGCUAAGUUGAUGUGAACGAAAUCAAAAUACAUUGGACAUGCAGAGGAAUAACUACUUGUUUAUCUCACAGUCAAGGCAUUACAGGCACCAGAAAUACAUGAUCAUCCCAGAAACUACAUCGAGAAUAAAAUGAAUUCAUGAUGAUGGUCAAACGUACAACUCCUACUCUGAUCACCAAAAUGAUUUCAUCAUUUGUGCUGCUCCGAAGGAGAAGUCUGUCACAACUAAACAAGCCAUUAUCUAGUUAGCAUCUGUAUUGAUGUGGACUCUGUCUUGAUGGAGAUGGAGGAGGAAGGCUUAUCUACAAAGGGCCAGAAUGUCAGAACAUCUAGUCCUCAGUUUGAGGAUGAGAGGCCUCUCUUCCAUAGUAACCAGACGCCUCCAGGUCCUUCUGAGCCGUUUCUGCUGUCAGGAAGUGAUGUAAAAGUUCCAUACACCAUCAAUCGAUAUUUACGAGACUAUCAGCGAGAGGGCAUUAAAUUCAUCUAUCAUAACUAUGCCAAAUCCAGAGGAUGCAUCUUGGGUGAUGACAUGGGUCUUGGAAAGACUGUUCAGGUCAUUGGCUUCCUGGCUGCAGUUUUGCAGAAAACUGGUACAUGGAAAGACGUUGAGAACAACAGGCCACAGUUUUUGCUGUCACAGAAGCCUUCAGAACAAGUUCAGAAGGUUUUCCUCAUUGUGGCUCCGCUCUCUGUCCUCUACAACUGGAAAGAUGAGUUAGACACUUGGGGUCAUUUUAGAGUUGUGGUGGUGCAUGGUGUGAAGAAGGAUGAAGAACUGGCGCGUGUGCAGAGAGGAAGAUGUGAGAUUGCUCUUACCACUUAUGAGACCCUCAGACUCUGUUUGGACCAGUUUAACAGCAUUGAUUGGGCUGCUGUUAUCGUUGAUGAAGCUCACAAAAUAAAGAACCACAGGUCCCAGAUCACUCAGGCCAUGAAGGAGAUGAGAUGUAAAAUGAGGGUUGGACUAACAGGAACAAUCCUUCAGAACAACCUUGAGGAGCUGUGGUGUGUUAUGGACUGGGCCAUUCCUGGAUGCCUGGGUACUUUGGUAGGUUUUAAAAACAGGUUUUCAGACCCCAUUGAGCAGGGGCAGAAGCACACUGUGACAAAAAGAGCUCUAGCAGAAGGCCGUAAAGCAGUUCAGGAACUUGCCAAAAAACUCUCGCACUGGUUCCUCAGGAGAACAAAGGCCAUUAUCAGUGACCAGCUACCUAAGAAAGAUGAUCGAGUUGUCUACUGCUCACUCACAGACUUCCAGCGGACAGUGUACCGAGCAGUGCUGGACACAGAUGAUGUGACCCUGCUGUUGCAGAGCUCAGCAAAGUGUCAUUGUGGCAGUGGCCGUCCACGGAAGAAGUGCUGCUACAAACUGAACGCCGACGGCGUGCCGGUCAGACACCUGUACUUCAGUUAUCUGGCUAUUCUGAGAAAGGUUGCCAAUCAUGUUGCACUACUGCAGUCCAAAGAAGGAACCAGCAAAAAACAGGAAAAAUAUGUGACAGCCAUUUGCGAGCAAGUUUUUAGGAAAUUUCCAGAUUUCACAGAGAGGUGCAAACAAGCAGCCUUUGAAGCAAUGUCUGACCCCAUGUACAGUGGAAAAAUGAAGGUUCUGCAAAAGCUUCUAAAUCACUUUAUCGCGAAGAAAGACAAAGUUCUACUCUUCUCUCUUUCCACCAAGCUGUUAGAUGUUCUGGAAAGCUAUUGUAUGGCCGAGGGUCUGGAGUACCACAGACUGGAUGGAAACACUAAGUCUAAGGACCGAGUUAAGAUAGUGAGAGAGUUCAACAGCUCUCGAGAAGUCAACCUGUGUCUGGUGUCUACUUUGGCGGGUGGGCUUGGUCUCAACUUCAUCGGAGCGAAUGUUGUUGUGUUGUUUGAUCCAACAUGGAAUCCUGCCAAUGAUCUCCAGGCUAUUGACAGAGUGUAUCGUAUUGGCCAGUGUAGGGAUGUGACGGUUUUUAGACUCAUCUCUUUAGGAACGGUAGAGGAGAUCAUAUACUUGCGCCAGAUUUACAAACAGCAACUUCAGUCGUCAGUGAUUGGUCGGGAGAAUGCCAGACGCUACUUUGAGGCUGUUCAGGGUACUGACGGCAAGGCAGGGGAGCUGUUUGGCACCCGAAACCUUUUCCGCCUGCAGACUGAUGGCACCUGUCUUACCCAUCGCAUUCUGGAGAGGGAAGGCCGAGUGGAGGUGGGGAUCAAGACGGCCAGAACUCAAGCACUGGACGAGAGGAUGCAGGAGCCAGAUCCCCAGUCAGCAGAUGCUGCUACUGAGCAAGCAGGUGGAUCAGCAGGCGCUAGGUUUAAACCUGCUGGGGUGUUGGACUUCAGCAGUGCAAGUGAGGAUGAAGAUCCCUGCUGCUCCAGGCCAUCAGAAACACACACAGGAGAGCAGAUGGGAGCUGGUACUACCUGUAUUGGCAAUAUGGGCCUGUAUGGUGUGCUGCAGAGACAAAUGGCUCAGAGAGGACUGCAGGAGACGGACAGUGAUGAAGACUCUAGUAGCCACAGUCAGGAUGAGGAUAACUAUGCAAAACCCACCAUGAUUAAGGGACAAGCAUCCAAGACACAGGAUCUGUCCAGUGAAUCCAAAGAAGGAAUGGAGGGAGUCACUGAUGGUAAACAACAGAGAAUAUCAGAAGAGUCAGCAAACCUUGAGCCUCUUCCACCAAGAUCACACAAACACAACAAUUACAGCACAACUGGUGGCAAGAAUCAUUUUCACAAAAGGGUGAAGUUUGCAGAUAAAAUAUCUGAAGAUGAUAUUGGAAGUUUUUCUUCGUCAGAAGAUGAAGUGCCUCAGGAAGGCGUGAGGUGUAAGGAGAAUAAAUCAGCUCACAGACGAUCUUCUGGGAAGGACAACACUACUCAAAUGUCUUUGGGCAUAAAGAGCCGAAAAACAUUAGGAUCUGACAAAACCCAGGCCAGAGAUGAAGGAAACGCUGGAACAUUGGACUCAUUAUUAGGUGGACUUCAGCACGUGAGUUACACCCACUCGAAUCAGAAGGUAGUGGGCUCCAGCAGAGCAGAAGACCGCCUGAGCCGCGCUGCCGUACGAGAUGUGUUUGAACUCAACAAGCACUCGCAACUUCCUGCUAACCAGCUCCUGGAUUCAUCAGAGUCAUCUGAUCCCGUACUCGCAGAUCACGACGAUGGAGGUCAGACACCGCUAGCAUAUGGCAGACCUCACAUGGAGCAUCCGGUCACCCACACCAUCAAAACCUCUUACCGCCAGAACAAUGUCACUGUCAUAGUGGGCGAAACACCCAGUAGCAUGUGCAGGGCAUCCAAGAUGUAGGUGACUUUGUUUCUUCAGGAGAACAGUAGGUCUGAACGCGCUCUGACAACAGAAGUGAUGUCUCACACUCAUUGAAGUAUAAGCGCGAGACAUCACUUCCGUCAUCAGAACACGCGUUCAGACCUCACCAACCGGAUGCGCAAGGCAGUUGGACAUAGUGGUGUUUUAGAGGUGAAAAAUGAUAUACUGUCCGGUUUCUCGCACAAACUGAUCAUUUCGUGUCUUAGGACAUCAAUGUGUUGUCACGAGCCACAGGGUUUAAUUUGGAUUUGUCUGUGCAUGUUUUUUUGACUCUUAUAGAUGGAGUUCCCAUUGACAAGCAUUAUACGACUGACAGACUGGAACGGUUGGAGUUAAAAAUCAUCAUUUGUGUUCUACUGAAGAAACAAAGUCACCUACAUCUCGGAUGCCCUGG
This is a messenger RNA of Ctenopharyngodon idella (grass carp), 3772 nucleotides long. It is a transcript of the gene ercc6l2, whose product is annotated as excision repair cross-complementation group 6-like 2. The record is from RefSeq and is a predicted model, not a curated record. Lineage: Eukaryota; Metazoa; Chordata; Actinopteri; Cypriniformes; Xenocyprididae. Gene Ontology annotation, molecular function: ATP binding; ATP-dependent chromatin remodeler activity.